GCGGCAUGCAAGGUAGCGAGACAACAACAACUGUGGCUUGUGAAGACGGAGCAUUUACGAACGAUCAAUCCCACCGCCAAAUGCCCGUUUCACCAACUAUCACGUAGUAGUGAAACGACUUCAUACCUUCGCCGCCAUGGACCGGCGGAGCAUCUCGAUAAUCGUCUUUGCCGUGUCAUUGCGUCUCUUCCUAUUCACCGCAUUCCCGUCGCUUCCGGACCUCCUGACCAACCGUGUCGAACUCUCGACACCCGUUACCAGCUUCAAAAGACUACAGGAAGGCCUCUUUCUUUACACCCACGGCGUCUCUCCUUACGAUGGCGGCAUCUUCCACCAGGCUCCACUGCUGCUAGCCUUCUUCUCAAGCAUCCCCAAAUCCCCGAUCGUCACGAACCUCAUCUACAUCCUCGCGGACGUACAAUCUGCACUCUCCUUGAUCCAAAUUGCGACAUCCGGCGUCUCCGCCUCGACGCCUCUCCACACUUCCUCCCGCGCGAAAAACUCUCUCCCGUCCUGGGCUGCCGGCGCCGCGUUCCUUCUGAACCCCUUCACCGUGGCAACAUGCCUCUCCCGGUCAACACUGGUGUUCACCAACACCGCAAUUCUGACCUCGGUGGCGAAGGCCGUGCAGGGUGAUGGCCUUGGCGCGAUCCUCGCCCUCGCCAUGUCCUCGUACCUGUCCCUCUAUCCGGUCCUGAUCCUACCGGCGUUGGUUCUGCUGUCGUAUGACAUGCGGUUCUCGUCUGCGGCGGUCAAGCCUGCGCUGGCAAACUAUGCGGCGACAAUGACCGGUGUGUUUCUCACUGCCAUGGCGGGACUACUGGGAAUCUCCUACAUGAUCACCAACAACUCUUGGGAGUUCCUGUAUUCCACGUACGGGGUGCACCUGCUGCUGCCGGAUCUGACGCCGAAUGUCGGGCUGUGGUGGUACUUCUUCAUCGAGAUGUUUGACUCGUUCCGCGAAUUCUUCCUUUGCGUGUUCCAGCUGCAUCUGUUGAUAUAUGUGGGCGGGCUUUGUAUUCGGAUCCGGAAACAACCGCUGUUCGUAAUCACGACGAUACUCGGCAUCAGCGCGAUCUUCAAGUCAUAUCCAUCAAUCGGUGACAUGGCACUGUAUAUAUCGCUCCUGUCACUAUACCGCCACGUAUUUCCACUCAUGCGCUACACCUUCUUCGCGACCUCGACUUUACUCUACGCGACCCUACUUGGACCCGCCUUCUACUACUUGUGGAUCUACGCGGGCUCUGGCAACGCCAAUUUCUUCUACGCCAUCACGUUGGUAUGGUGUCUCGCCGUGACGGUGAUAGUAGCGGACGCACUUUUUGCCGUGCUCCGCGAUGAGUGGGAGACUGAGCACCCGGAGAUGAGGGGUAAGGAGGUUGUGCGGAUAUAAACCUGUUGUUCUAGAUAUCAUACAUACACACACAGUGCAGCAU
Molecule: messenger RNA, 1436 nt
Organism: Tricharina praecox
Lineage: Eukaryota; Fungi; Ascomycota; Pezizomycetes; Pezizales; Pyronemataceae
Product: GPI transamidase subunit PIG-U
Exons: 4
Coding region: 137-1393 (418 amino acids)
Biological process (GO): attachment of GPI anchor to protein; protein localization to cell surface
Cellular component (GO): membrane; GPI-anchor transamidase complex
Source: RefSeq, a predicted model, not a curated record